Trypanosoma rangeli is the source of this 1509-nucleotide messenger RNA. RefSeq lists its product as uncharacterized. NCBI's taxonomy places the organism in Eukaryota, Euglenozoa, Kinetoplastea, Trypanosomatida, Trypanosomatidae. The record is from RefSeq and is a predicted model, not a curated record. The transcript has a single exon. The coding region runs from base 1 to 1509 and encodes 502 amino acids.
AUGAGCCCUACAGAGCGUUUACGUGCCACCAUAACAGAGGCCAUGCUGCUACAUCCGCCUGAGGAUGAGGAGGACGAAGAAGAGGAUUUUAAUGGCAACUCUAACGAGGAUGAGGAGAUGGAUGAGAAGGCAGCCGCCAAGGCGCAACAGGUGGACGAGGCCGAGCGACGCCGCAUUGCGACACUUCGCGAGGAGUAUCGCUUUGCCACACAAUUACUGAAAUUACGUCUUUUAAAUGGGGUAUUCCCGUCGAUCCCAAAAGACGAGGAUGAGGAGGAGGAAGAAGAAAAAGAAGAGGACGACGAUUACGAAGAUAAGACGCCAAGGCAGGGACAAACUAUGGGUGUGAAAGCAGACGUUGUGGAGGAAUUGCCACCACCGACGAUUCGUUAUUUUGAUGAGGUGAUGGCUGUGAUGGUCCGCUGGCGGCUGCGACAGGAGGACUGCAGAAAUCAAGGCUACAUCCUUGAGUCCUUUCCGGAGACGGUGCGUCAGGCCUGGCUGACGUUUAUGGCCGACACGGAGGAGCAGAAGGAGAUGCAGAGGCCGAAGUUACAGAAGGAUCGUGACGCGGAGGAGGAACCGCGCCCACCACCUGACGCAGGUUUCCCACUGCCUGUUCUUACUGACCUGGGGGAGGAGCAGCAGCGGGAUAUUUUGGAUUUAAUGGCCGGACGGACAUUUGCAUCUGCGGAGGAGGUCUUGGCCCCUACAAAUGAUGCCUUUUUUCCGGAUUGCUUUAUUGUCUUGACAGGCAGUGAAAUUGUUCUUCGGUCACAUAUAGAUGCUGCAGCUGUCGAUGCUUCUCAUGCCGACGCAAUGUCGGACAUAUCUGAGCUGUUUACGCGUUACAUGACGCACAAUCGUCCUGGUGCCCCACCGACAGAGUCACUUGUCUGUUGGUUUCAGACGGUGGUGGCAGAGAAGGAGGAGCGUGAAGUACCUGAUAGUGGUGAUGCAGAGGCAGGAGCAAGGGUGGAGCAGUUACCCCGAAAGGCGUGUGUCUUAUUCGUACCGGUACUUUCCACUACUCCUGCAGCUGUGUUGCCAAGGGCAUUUUCCCAAGAGGAGGUAUCGGACAUGGAGGCCUACUGUGCCCACAUACGGUGUGAAAUCCUUAAUAACGUUGGCCUUGGCAGUUGUAGCCCUGUGAUAGAAUCCAUGCGGGCUGAAGAGGAGGCGACGCAGCGUUGGUUGCAGGAGUUUACUCUUGAGCACGAGAUACUAGACAAAUUGUAUGCCUCUGAGGAGGUUUUUGCUGCCCGUACACGCAAACUAGAGGACGUUGCCAUGGAUGAUGAGCGACGGGCGUUGCGGUAUUAUCAGGCAAAGGAGGAAUUAGCCUCAAUUGCCAGCAUUGACACUGUUCCAGUGAAUAUGUAUUUGAUGCGGUAUGUGCUGCCUAGUCUGACACCGCUGAUGGCGGAGGUGGUGCGGAUGCGCCCAGAAGACCCGGUAACUGUCUUGGCGGACGCCCUGUUUCACUACAAGAGGCAAAUAGAGCUCUGA